AUGAGUCGCCCAACCCAUUUGGGUGUUCUUUGUGUUGAUGUGAAUGAGUUACUACGAGCCCACAACCGAUUGAAAGUAAAACGGCGUGAUAAUAUGUUGUUGUAUCGCAAAUCAUAUCUUAUCACCGAUCCGCUGCCGCCCACGACUACUCCACACUCAUCUGUGGGUAAACGAACACCGUCUAACUCCCCAUCACGUAACUCUAAUGCCGGUACACGAUUAAGCCGGAAGAGUAGUACCUGCACACCGAGGAGACACAGAGGAUCAAGAAGAAGAAGUAGUAGCAGUAGAAGGAAAAGAGGAGAUAAAGAUCAAAGUGAUAAUGAUAGUGAGUCUGGUGCAUAUCCGCUUGAGUCUGAGGUGCAUGAAGUAGCAUUAAUUACCAGCGGUGUAUCUACACCCAAGAGAUCCAGUAGUAAAAUAGAUUCUGCUCGCAGAAAACCGUACAAGAUGAUUACCGCAACUCCAGAGGAAGAGGGAAACAAUUGUAGUACAUCUGUUUCUGGCUGGCACAGUAAAAAACGUAUUUCCUCACCAUUACAAGGAUCACAUGAUGGACACGAACAAGAAGGAUUAGAGACUUCACAGAGAGAUCAUCAUGUCACCUUAGAGGGUUAUUUUAUUCCAGGAAAUAGUCGUGAUCAUGUGGAAGGAAAAGUGAAUGAGUCAAAGAUGCAAGAUCAAGAACGACCAGGAGAGUAUAAAUACAGUCAAGAUAAUCAAACAGAAGAGAAGAAACAAAAAGAACAAGAAGAAGAAGAAGAAGAAGAACAACAACAACAACGGUCUCAGUUAUCAUCUUCUGAUCCACGUUCAAGUAUAUCGGAAUCUGCUCAACGAACCAUUAAUUCUCUUUUAGCAUCUAUGCAACAGCGUGUUUGGGAAAAUGCCCACAAAAUGCGUUCAUCCCCAUUGGGAAGCUACCGUGAAAGUGAGAGAGUUAAAUAUGGGAGGAGUAACUAUGAUGGAGAUUAUGAAUACAGUCGAGAAGAAGAAAAUAACAGCAAGACGAAUAGUAGUAAUCCUGAAAAUAGUUCAGAUACUCUUCAUGUGACGAUGGUUGGUCCAAUGGGAGUGGGUAGUGUACCACCCUCACCAAACCCAUGGUCCCGUCCACGAAUUCAGUCUCUUUCUCCCUCUCGUCGUUCACCAAUUCCCACAAAUAAUGCGAUGGCUGCUAUCUGUAAUACACCACACCAUCAUAUGCUUGACAAGAAUGGUAAAGAGAGGGUUUUGGUAAUGGGAGUUGUACCGACAAUACCCAAACCUGUUGUUAAACCACCACUUCGUGCAGUACGAGAAGGUGCGACAACGACGACAACAACGACGACGACAUUACCACCAGUUUUUCGAAGAGUCGCACGUGUUGCUGCGGCACCCAGCAGAAGACCUAAACGUUUUUGA
Messenger RNA from Trypanosoma theileri, 1404 nucleotides. RefSeq lists its product as uncharacterized. Bases 1 to 1404 code for a protein of 467 amino acids. The transcript has a single exon. NCBI's taxonomy places the organism in Eukaryota, Euglenozoa, Kinetoplastea, Trypanosomatida, Trypanosomatidae. The record is from RefSeq and is a predicted model, not a curated record.